Astyanax mexicanus (Mexican tetra) is the source of this 2319-nucleotide messenger RNA. RefSeq names its product finTRIM family, member 86 (gene ftr86). The coding region runs from base 228 to 2177 and encodes 649 amino acids. The transcript is spliced from 10 exons. NCBI's taxonomy places the organism in Eukaryota, Metazoa, Chordata, Actinopteri, Characiformes, Acestrorhamphidae. The record is from RefSeq and is a predicted model, not a curated record. Gene Ontology annotation, molecular function: zinc ion binding; protein binding.
AACCUGUCUGUCUGGCUGCUUUGAAUUCUUAACAGCCAACAUCAUUUUAAGUGCAGCUGAAACUGGGGGUUUUGCCACCUCAUUGCUGUGAAUCAGAUGGAAAGUUCUACAGGACCUGUUUUACCAGUCUUUAGCUCCACCUAUCCCAGCUUUUAAAAGUAAGUGAGUUUUCAAAACUUAUACCGUCUCCAGGGACUCCAGGGAAUUUACCUACUCCUACUCCAGCCAUGGCCACAUCCAGCUGCCAUCAAGAGGAGUUUUCCUGCCCUGUAUGUUUGGAAAUACUGAAUGACCCUGCUACGAUUCCUUGUGGUCAUACUUACUGCAUGAAAUGCAUCCAGAAGCACUGGGAUAAAUCUGCUGCCAAAGGUAUCUACUCCUGUCCACAGUGCAGGCAGGUCUUCAAACCCAGGCCCGUUCUGGGCAGGAAUAACAUGCUGAUGGAAGCUAUGAAGAAACUGAGAGUGCAGGAGCAGGAAAGGCCUCCUGCUUGUACUUCUGACGCUCCAUCAGGUGCUUCAGGAUCUACAUCCACAGAUCCUUCUCCUCAACCAGCAUGUCCCAGGCCUGAUGGAGCUGAAGAAGCUUUAGAAGGUGUUCCAGCUCAGGCGGGAUUAUAUCCUCAGCUGCCUUCUACCUCCCUCAAUUUGUGUCCAGUACAUCAGCAGGUCCUUGAGCUGUACUGCUGCGAUGAUAAAGAGAGUGUGUGUGAUGAGUGUAGCCUCCUGGGACAUAAGGGUCAUCGAGUGGUCCUUCCAGAUGAGGAAAAACAGGAGAAACAGCAAGAGCUGGGACAGAAGAAGGAAAUGAUAGAAAAAAAUAUGCAAACCAGAGUGAAGGUCAUUCAGAUGCUACCACAGGUUUUUCAAGCUCACAAGAAUGUUGUCCAGGGUCUGCAGAGGGACAGCAUGGGACUGUUUGCUGAUGUACUGAAGACAGUAGAGUUAAUGAACUCCCAGGUCAUGGAACUCUUUCAAACCUAUGAAGCCUCUUCUUUCAAUCACAUAGAGGCCCACCGCUUUAGGCUGCAUCAAGAGAUCAGCAAACUAAACAAACAACAAGAGGAACUGAACAGCUUAGCCAACACUCAGGACUCCAUUCAAUUCCUGAAUGCAUUUCUUGCAAUAUCUGGUGCUGACCAGCUUGGAAAUGCAGAGCUGGAGAUUUCCCCUCCAGAAGCAGUGGAUGUUUGGAUCAGAUCAGCUCUUGGUGUUUUCCAAGAGGAGUUGAAUGACCUUUGUAAACGUAGCCUUGCCAAUGUCUUCAGAUGUGUGAAUGAUGCAGGAGCAAUGGCACCAGCAGUCAGACAGGCAGGCCCUGCUCCAAGUAUCUUGCUGGCUGCUUCACAAACACCAGUAAAUGAUGCAGGAGCAAUCGCACCAGCAGCCAGUAUUCAGAGAGCAGAAGCAGGCCCAGUACCAAGCACCUUACAAAUUGGCUCACAAAUAACAGCUCCUCAACAGACACCUGCAUCGAGCAACACUGACACUAAAGCUAAAGACACAACACCUCAUUCCUCAACACCUCAGCCUCCUCCAGCUGCUGCUGCUGCUGCUGCUGCAAAGCCAGCAGUGAAGGUAGCAGCCGCCUUCAGUGAAGAAAACCCAGCACCUAAAACCAGGGAUGAAAUGAUUAAAUACCGCUUUGAGCCCACACUGGAUCCCAACAGUGCUUAUCGUCAUAUCCGUUUGUCUGAUGGGGAUCGCAAGGCCACUCUCCGUGCUGAGAAUCAGAACUACCCAGAGCACGCUGAUCGCUUCCUCUUCUGGAGGCAGGUGAUGUGUCGGGAACCUAUGGCAGGCAGCCCUUACUACUGGGAGGUGGAAUGGACAGGACAGAAGGUCACCAUUGGUGUGGCAUAUAAAGAAAUGCCGCGCUCCCCGUCGGACGACAGCUCCAGACUGGGCCACAAUGAGCAGUCCUGGACCCUGUACUGGUCAGGCACUGCCUUCUCUCUGUGGCAUGCUGGGAAGGAAACCACACUGGCUGCUCCUAAAAGCCGUAAGAUUGGAGUCUAUCUAGACCAGCAGGCAGGCUUGCUGGCCUUCUACAGGGUCUCUCACAACCAGGCCCACCUGAUCUGCUGUGUAGAAACGGAAUUCAGUGCAGCUGUCUACCCCAGCUUCCGCUUCUGGUCUGGGGUGGGAUCCACCUUCACUGUUUGCCAGCUAGAAUAAAGGUUGCAGGAAACUGAAGACAGGCUAUUCUAACACUUCUAAUGUCUGUAUUUUUCCCAUUUUUAUUUUAAAUAUGUAAAUUAUUUUGUUUGUUUUUUUGUUUAUUUUCUCAGACUUUUCAAUAAAACAUAUUAGUAAAUGA